Messenger RNA from Carassius auratus (goldfish), 3525 nucleotides. RefSeq names its product phosphatidate cytidylyltransferase 2-like. The transcript has 13 exons. NCBI's taxonomy places the organism in Eukaryota, Metazoa, Chordata, Actinopteri, Cypriniformes, Cyprinidae. Gene Ontology annotation, cellular component: endoplasmic reticulum membrane. Bases 119 to 1468 code for a protein of 449 amino acids. Gene Ontology annotation, molecular function: phosphatidate cytidylyltransferase activity. The record is from RefSeq and is a predicted model, not a curated record.
GCACGCAUGCGCAGUCGCUCCCUUUCCCGUCCUAAUAACAACAAUCAUUAAAAACGAACAGCAACCCCCGAAGAUUGCUGCUUCAUCGGGCCUUUAUUUUCAUCAAACCAAGCCAAUCAUGACAGAAUUACGACACCGAGCAGGGACGGAAACGGAGCUGCAGCAUCAAAACUCGGAGGAUAAGGGCUCUGAGACGGAGGGCAAGGAGAAAGAUGGAGCCUCGGAUAAUGAGACUAAGUCAGACUCUGGGGUUCCUGAGGUUCCCGUUCCUGCCGAUGACACACCAGAGGUUCUCAACAAAGCCCUCUCGGGCCUUUCCUCACGAUGGAAGAACUGGUGGGUGAGGGGCAUCCUCACUCUGGCUAUGAUCUCUUUUUUCUUUAUCAUUAUUUAUCUUGGUCCGAUGGUGCUGAUGAUGAUUGUGCUGUGCGUUCAGAUCAAGUGCUUCCAUGAGAUCAUCACAAUUGGUUACAGCGUGUAUCACUCUUACCACCUGCCAUGGUUCAGAACACUAAGCUGGUACUUCCUGUUGUGUGUAAACUACUUCUUCUAUGGUGAAACAGUGACUGAUUAUUUCUUCACACUGGUGCAAAGGGAGGAGCCUCUACGCAUCCUCAGCAAAUACCACCGCUUCAUUUCCUUUGCCUUGUACCUCACAGGGUUCUGCAUGUUUGUUCUGAGCCUGGUGAAAAAACACUAUCGCCUGCAAUUCUACAUGUUCGGCUGGACUCAUGUGACCCUGCUGAUUGUGGUGACUCAGUCCCACUUAAUCAUUCAUAACCUGUUUGAGGGGAUGAUCUGGUUUAUUGUGCCCAUUUCCUGUGUUAUCUGUAAUGACAUCAUGGCUUACAUGUUUGGUUUCUUUUUUGGUCGAACCCCUCUCAUCAAGUUGUCUCCUAAGAAGACAUGGGAGGGGUUUAUUGGUGGCUUCUUCGCCACCAUUGUUUUUGGCAUCCUACUGUCCUAUGUGAUGUCAGGUUACCGUUACUUUGUGUGUCCUGUGGAGUUUAACAACGACUCCAACCGUUUCACAGUGGACUGUGAGCCGUCUGAUCUCUUCCAGCUUCAGGACUAUGGCCUGCCAGCAGUUCUGCAGUCCAUCACGGGCUGGACCACAGUAAAGUUGUACCCAUUCCAGAUCCACAGCAUUGCCCUGUCUGCCUUUGCCUCCAUCAUGGGACCUUUUGGAGGCUUUUUUGCCAGCGGCUUCAAAAGGGCCUUUAAAAUUAAGGACUUUGCGAACACCAUUCCAGGACAUGGAGGAAUCAUGGACCGUUUUGACUGUCAGUACCUUAUGGCCACAUUUGUAAAUGUUUACAUCGCCAGCUUUAUCAGAGGCCCAAACCCCUCUAAAGUCAUCCAGCAGCUUCUUGCUUUGAGACCAGACCAACAGCUCCACAUCUUUAACUCGCUCAAGGCUCAUCUGACAGAGAAAGGCCUGCUCCCUGCCCUGGAAGAAGCAGCCUAGCUUUUCAGACCAUCCCAGGGACAUCCCAACAGAGAAUGCAACGGAAGCAGAUUCAGGAAUGUAUGGAAGUGGGAGAUGAGAUGAAGAACAUAAGAAGGGAAACAACGGAAAGCUGAACCACAACCUAGGGUCAUUCCAUUUUCAGUGUGUGUGUGUGUGUGAGUGAGUGAGUGAGUGUGUGUGUACCUCUGUGUUUUUGCUUAUUUAAUUUUUUUGUGAAUGUUUGUUUUAUGUUUAUCUCUUACACCAUAAAAAAAUAUUCUAUAUAUUAUAUUAAGAUAACAUUGACGUUGUUGUUACAGUUCUUUGUGAGUUGAGCUGUACAAUUCCACUCGUGUGCAAAUAUUCUGUACCUAUUAAUUGCCUGGAUAUUUUAUAGUGUUUCUUAUGUUUCAUUUUGUUUUAAUGCACUGCUCAUCACACUGUCAUUUCAACCUCAGGCUAGCCUUUGUUUAGUUUUUGCUAACCGGUGUUUCCAUACCCCAUCAUAGUUCAAAAUGACUAGGAGAUGACUGGUCUAUGUAUGCUGUAGCUCCUGGAGCUAAGGAGAAGAUUCAGAUGUCAUUAUUCAAUGUUUGAGAGGAAGUUAAGGCCUCAUCAGAUUAUAAUUAUUUGGCUUUAAUGUUUGUUACAAAGAAACAUGUAAGCCCAACAAAUAUGAAGUAUCUUUAAUUAUAUUGUUAGAGGUUAAUAAGAAUUCGCACUGAAAAAUACCAUUUAGAGACACUGACAAACAUUUUUCACACUGAAUGUUAAAUGUUUUAAGAAUUACUGUUUGUGGUCUAAAUCAUAGUUUUAUCAUUUCUAGUUUUAUUUGAAUGUUCUAUUGUCACGAAGCAGUUACAAGCUAAUCUUAGUCAAGCUACGGGUCUUGUUUUUGUGUGUGUUUGUGAACUCUUACAUACUAAAUGGUUCAUGAUCAGGCUGGGCCAUCUUCACUGCAUGAGACCACGUCCACCACGUCUCAUUUUAGAAUUCUAUUUCAUCUUUUGUUUUUACCAUCACCUGCUGUGUAAACUCUAACAAAAAAGGGUCAGAAAUAUUGUGUUUUUUGCGUGAGGUGUUUUUUUUCCCUCUUAUACGUGAUGUCAUUAACACACGUGCCAUAGACAUUAUUUAUUUCAACCUUAAUGGGUGCCAUCGAGCAGCUUCAAAAGAGUAGUGCACAGUAGUGUUAUACAGUAAGCUGUAGGAGGACGUAAUGGCUCAGGAUAGUCUGUACAUACAGUCCACUGCCAUUCAUCAAUAAAGAUCCAUGAGCACAUACUUUCAGACAUGUGUGUAUUGACAUGACUGAUAACCUAUUGAUGGGCGAGUCAUAUCUUGUUUUUCAGUUCAAAUUUAUUUUUCUUUUAAUGACCACAGGUCUUGAAAGAUACAUAGGUAGCUUAUUACCUGAGUUAUGUUCACUUUUGUUUUGCUUUUGUUCAUUAGCAUGAUUUAGAUGGACAGCUCAAGCCAAAUAGCUUAAGUAUGGCGCACAGAGCGGUGAUGUUACAAUAAUAAACACUGCGUCACGCUGCUGAAGAGUUAUGACCAUAAAUGUGUGUGCACAUUUUGAAGCCCCUCCAUAUUUUCUCCAUCCACCGUCAAUGCAUGUUUUGUAAUGUAUUAAUUUAUUUUUUUCAACUAGUAAACAAACACAUUAUCUUCAUCUGUUAAGUGGUGCUGAUUGUUUUUAAGUUAUUUCAUUCAUUAUGAUUUUGUGUUAAGUCAGUACAAUCUGCUUAUUUUAUAUAGAGAAUUACAUUAUAUUAGAAUAUAAGAUUAUAUAGUAAGCUAUAUGUUUGACGUAGAGAUUAUUCUAUUCUUAUUUUUUCCUCUAAGCCAGUCUGUGCUCUGUGUAUUUAUUAGGCCCCUGUGCUGAAGCAUUCCCGUACUGUACAAACUCCAGAUGUUAACAGAGCAAUUUCAAAGUUUUACAGUCAACAGAGAGUUACAGAGUCACUGAUGUCAGGAGGGUGAGCAGAGACAUAAUGCGUUUGAGUGUGGUGACCGUAAACAUUUAUAAAGAGACACAUUUGUCUUAAAUAAAGUCUUAAAUGCAUGCUAAAAUA